This is a messenger RNA of Acinonyx jubatus (cheetah), 1140 nucleotides long. It is a transcript of the gene TMEM40, whose product is annotated as transmembrane protein 40. The record is from RefSeq and is a predicted model, not a curated record. The transcript has 12 exons. NCBI's taxonomy places the organism in Eukaryota, Metazoa, Chordata, Mammalia, Carnivora, Felidae. Bases 293 to 1000 code for a protein of 235 amino acids.
AUUCCUAUGGGUCCUGACUCUGGUUGCGCGGCAGUCGCGUGGGAUCAGAGAGUCUCAGGUUCAGAUCCCAAUUCUCCUGGCCAGAUUACUUCACGUCUGUGAGCCUCAGCUUUUUCAUCUGUAGGCAUUCAAGCAACAAGAGCUGCUAUUGUGGGUCAAACCAACCAAAGCACUUCCACCCCACCCUACUCCUCAUGUGGCCUGCCUCAGAAUCAGGCAGGAGCUGAAGAGUGUACCUAGUCACCAGGUCCCUUGCGUGCUAUCUCCAGUCUUCAGGCCACAGGGGAAAACCAUGGAGACUUCAGGACCUUCUUCCCAGACUCAAGAUCACAGUCGAGUCCCUGGAGAAACAGAAGAUCUGGACUAUGGAGAGACGGAUCUCCACAAGCAAGACAGGGAAGCUGGAUUCUUUCCUCAAGAACAACCCAAGAGAGACAAGUGUUUUUCCUCCUCCUCCUCCUCUUCAUCUUCCUCCUCCUCUUCCUCUUCGUCAUCUUCCUCUUCUUCAGGGAGCAGUGAUGAGGACCAGCACCCCAGAGUAACCGGAAAACAUCGGCAGAGCCAGGGGGCUGGACACCCCCCCAGGGACAGCUCACCUGGUGCUGUGCAUGAGGAGCCUGACCUUUUGAAGGACGAGCUUCAGCUCUAUGGAGGUGUCCCCGGAGAGGUGGUGCCCUCUGGAGAAUCAGGACUCCGAAGGAGAGGCUCUGACCCAGCAAGUGGAGAAGUGGAAGCCUCUCAGUUAAGAAGACUGAAUAUAAAGAAAGAUGAUGAGUUUUUCCAUUUUGUCCUGCUCUGCUUUGCCAUUGGGACCUUGCUGGUGUGUUAUCACUAUUAUGCAGACUGGUUCAUGUCCCUUGGGGUCGGCCUACUCACCUUCGCCUCCCUGGAGACCGUUGGCAUCUACUUUGGGCUGGUGUACCGGAUCCACAGCGUCCUACACGGCUUCAUCCCCCUCCUUCAGAAGCUUAGGCUGAUGGGGUUCAGGAAGACCGACUGAGGCCGAGGCAGGGCCGACAGCCAGGCUGAGCCCCACCAUGAUGGCCACUGCAUCUCCCGAGUGCACAAGGACAGACCCACGUUCUGGGAGACACGCGGGUGGGCUAGGCUAGAGCAAUAAAGAGAGCUCUUUUCCUUCCA